AUGGCAGAAACUUCUACCACAACUAUCAUUAACCACCAUAGCCACGAAAAUCACAUUCCCAACAACAAUACUCCAAAGACAACAAAUUUCAGAUUUCCAAUAGCUGAUUUUGACAAACUAUUUUCAAGUCAAGCAAAUUUGUUAGAAUUCAAUUUACCCGACGACAUUUUAACCGAUGAUAUAAUUGCCUCUCGCUCAACACGAGCAUUUACGCGAUCACAAAAACUCGGGGCCAGACCACGUACAUAUCACAAUGGAUUAGACUCGACAGACGAAGAAGACGUCAACAAUCAAAGGUUUAAAUCAUUUGCGGCCCGACAAAAAAUUAAUUCGUCUUCUUCGCGUGUCCAUGAAAAACUCACCGUAUAUCAUAAUGGAAGACCAUACCCGAGACGUACGGUGCCGUCAAGAUUAGAUGAUAAAUUGGUGGCUGGAUUCCCAGAAUGUCCUCCGAUUACCGAGAAGUGGGAUGCAAAGAGUUUCAUCAAUACCCCUUUUACAAAAACCGUUUAUCCCUCGAAAGUGAUGAAGGGACCGUUCAAGUUAAAUGCACGCGAUAUUGAGCAAAAGUUUAUGCAAAAUUGCUUCACGUCUCACGUGUCGGCUAUUAUUACUGCCGCAAAGUAUCUUGAUGAAAGUGGAAAUACUGCUCAAGAAACCGAAGCAAGUUAA
Molecule: messenger RNA, 672 nt
Organism: Ambispora gerdemannii
Lineage: Eukaryota; Fungi; Glomeromycota; Glomeromycetes; Archaeosporales; Ambisporaceae
Source: the annotation of a GenBank genome assembly